Molecule: messenger RNA, 1191 nt
Organism: Uloborus diversus
Lineage: Eukaryota; Metazoa; Arthropoda; Arachnida; Araneae; Uloboridae
Product: equilibrative nucleoside transporter 3-like
Biological process (GO): nucleoside transmembrane transport
Cellular component (GO): plasma membrane
Molecular function (GO): nucleoside transmembrane transporter activity
Source: RefSeq, a predicted model, not a curated record
AUGUUGAGCCACUCUUUGCCUGAAUGUCAGCUUGCAUUUGAAGUGGGAUUGACUAAUAAAGGUGUUGAGUACAGUCCAUCGGGAUUCGCAUCUAUUCCUCGUACUGGACCGUCCCAAGUUCAGAUAGUCUGGGUGGAGCAAGGGUGGACUAAACCAAGCACGGACUUCGUUUUCCAGAAAACGCCACAAAGGCUCAUUGAUGCUCAGACAGUUGACUGGAGAGACCACGCUAGAGGUUCCUCUUCAUUAUCAUGUUCAUUUACCAAGAUUGUAGUCUUCAUUCAAACAAUUGUUCUGGCUAUUGUAGAGUCUUCAGCAUGGGAAGGUGCUUUUUUCUACGCAACCAUGAUAUCUGCUGCCAUCCUUAACGUUUGCACUAGAAUCUAUCAAAAUAGUUUGUACGGCGUAGCGGCAAAACUUCCAAUGGAAUACUCGAUGACCUUAGUUCUUAGGUCUAAUAUCUGCGGCACACUUAUUUCUUUCGUUUCACUGAUUUCAAUAGCAGCUUCUUUAAAUCUAAGAACAGCAACAACAUAUUAUUUCAUCACUGCCUUGCUUGUACUUUUAGUUUGUAUCGACACAUACUUUUCUUUGCCGUUAACACGCUUUGACCGUUACCAUGACAAUUCAAAAACCAAAACUAUCCCCGGGCAACCUCCAUACUUGAUGAUAUUUGCAAAGAUUUGGACUCAAUUUUUCAAUGUCUUCUAUGUAUUCUUUGUCUCUCUUACGAUUUUCCCAGCGAUUCAUGCUAAUAUGAAGCGCGUGGAUACCAAUUUUUCCUCCCCGAUAUUUAAUAGUGCAAUAACUUGUUUUAUAUUCUUCAAUUCUUUUACUAUGCUGGAGAGUUUACUUCCUAACUGGAUUAAAUGGCCUGGACCGAAAUAUCUUUGGAUACCUGUUUUACGAACACUUAUGGUUCCAUACUUCAGGUUUUGUAACUAUGAACCAGAUCAAAGACAAGUUCCUGUGCUCAUAGAUAGUGAUUUGGCAUACAUGGUGAUGGCUGUCUUACACGACUUGAACAGUGGAUAUUACAGCAGUUUUGCCAUGAUGUAUGCUCCUGAAUACGUGGACGCAAAGCAUGCUCCCAUUGCUGAAAUGAUUUCAGCAGUAUUUUUUGUCUUUGGCAUGGUUUGUAGGGUUAAUAUCACAUUUUUUAUUGCUUGGUUGAUUGAAACCAAAUGUUAA